AUGGGAAUUUCCAAUUUCCUUGUCUUCCUUUCGAUUGCUCUAAGUUGCUUCCAGUUGCUGAGAGUCUCUGCAUCAAAAGUACCCCAAGAAGAAGUUGAUGCUCUUAGAGAAAUUGCGAGUGCGAUGGGUUCGGCAUAUUGGAAGUUUGAUGCUGAUUCCUGCAAUAUUGAAAUGGUUGGACUAACGCAUGAACCGCCAGAUGAAUCAGAGAGAAGCAUUCGUUGUGACUGCAGUUUUGAAAACAAUACUGUCUGUCAUGUUGUGAGGAUGAUUCUCAAGCGCCUUAGUCUACCUGGCACACUCCCACCUCAACUGGCCAAGCUACCUUUUCUCCGAGAAGUAGAUUUUGCUUACAAUUGCUUCACCGGUUCGAUUCCAGAGGAAUGGGCUUCGAUGAAAUUAGCUUCAAUUUCUCUUCUUGUGAAUCGCUUAUCUGGGGAAAUUCCAAAGCAUCUAGGAAAUAUUACUACUCUCACAUACCUGAUGCUUGAAGCAAACCAAUUUUCUGGUGCUGUUCCACCUGAGCUUGGGAAACUAAUCAACUUGCAGACCUUGGUUCUGUCAUCCAAUCAAUUGACUGGGAACUUACCUCUUACACUUGCUGGACUACAAAAUUUGACUGACUUUGAUCUAUCGUACAACAACUUUACUUGGCAAGACGAUGAGCAACCUGCUUGUCAGGAUGGCAUAGAGGAGUACGUUCCUUGCUCCAAGAAUUUCAGCUGUUCACGGUUUUCAAGUUGUUUACAUGUUAACUGUGGUGGGAAGGAUGUAAAAAUAAAAGAUGAUAAAGGAGAAACCCUUUAUGUGGGAGAUGAAGAUGUUCAGGGUGGCACUGCAACUUAUUUCUAUAGUAAUGAUCACUGGGGAUUUAGUAGCACUGGAGACUUCAUGGAUGAUUUUGAGGCGCAGAACAUACGUUACACUGUUUCUCUGCCAUCUUCAAAUAUGCCAGAACUAUAUAAAACAGCGCGUGUAUCUCCAAUUACACUUACUUAUUUCCAUAACUGCAUGCAAAAUGGGAACUAUACAGUAAACCUUCACUUUGCUGAGAUACAGUUUACGAAUGAUAAAACAUAUAAAAGUCUUGGGAAGCGCAUAUUUGAUGUCUAUGUUCAGGGAAGACUGACUCGCAAAAAUUUUAAUAUAGAGAGUGAGACAAAUGAUACUGAAAAACCACUGGUACUGCCUAUAUACAAUAUCAGCAUCACAAAUAAUGUCUUGGAGAUUAGAUUCUACUGGGCUGGAAAAGGAACGACAAGAAUUCCUGAUGCUGGAGUUUAUGGUCCCCUUGUAUCAGCUAUAUCUGUGGUUUCAGAUUCUAGAAUUUGCUCAAAUGGGAAAAAGAAGGUUGUUGUUUCGAUAAUCAUAGCCAGUGUAGCCGGUGCUCUAUGCUUAGUGUCAUUUAUAUCUGGAUUCAUUUGGUGGAAGUGGAAACGGUUUUUCGGAGGGAAACUGAAAAAGAAAGAAGGUGCAAAAGAUGGUGAUAUUCAGGCAGGUAAUUUUAGCCUGGAGCAUAUCAGAGCUGCCACUAAUGACUUCUCGUCUGCUAAUAAGAUUGGAGAAGGCGGUUUUGGUCCUGUAUACAAGGUUUCUGCUAACCUGGAUGCAACAAUGCAGGGUCAAUUGCUAGAUGGUACUUUUAUAGCGGUCAAGCAAUUGUCAUCAAAAUCACGGCAGGGAAAUCGUGAAUUUAUAAAUGAAAUAGGCUUGAUAUCUUGUGUGCAACACCCCAACCUUGUAAAGCUUCAUGGAUACUGUGCUGAAGGGGAACAGCUUUUAUUGGUUUAUGAGUACAUGGAAAAUAACAGCCUUGCCCGAGCUUUAUUUGGUAGUGAGAACCAUCAGCUUAAAUUGGAUUGGUCUACAAGGUUUAGGAUUUGCAUUGGCAUAGCUAAAGGGCUAGCAUUUCUCCAUGAUGAGUCAAGAUUCAAGAUAGUGCACAGAGAUAUCAAGGCUUCUAAUGUGUUACUCGAUCGUGAUUUGAAUCCAAAAAUAUCUGACUUCGGCUUGGCUAAGCUUGAUGAAGCAGAGAAGACCCAUAUCAGCACCCGGGUUGCUGGGACCAUAGGAUAUAUGGCACCAGAAUAUGCAUUAUGGGGCUAUCUUACGUAUAAGGCUGAUGUUUACAGUUUUGGAGUUGUGGCAUUAGAAAUUAUUAGUGGGAAAAGCAAUAACAAUCAUUUACCAGACGAUGGAAGUGCUUGUCUUUUGGAUUGGGCAUGUCAGUUAAACCAAGCUAAGAACUUAUUGGGGUUGGUUGAUGAAAGGUUGGGGCCAGACCUUAAUGAAACGGAAGUAGAAAAGGUAGUCAGAAUAGCUCUCCUGUGCACAAAUGCUUCUCUAUCACUUAGGCCUACAAUGUCUGAGGUGGUGAAUAUGCUUGAAGGACAAUUAGAUAUUCCAGAUGCAAUCCCAGAACCAAGUACCUACAGUGAGGAUUUAAGGUUCAAAGCCUUAAGGGACCUCCAGCAACAUCGAUCAAAGCAGAGUUUGAGUCCAAACCAGAGCCAGAAUUCAUCGACUCAUAUAUUCAGCUCAGCAUCUCCUGGUAAUACUCACAUUACGGAGUAA
Messenger RNA from Sphenostylis stenocarpa, 2574 nucleotides. The record is from the annotation of a GenBank genome assembly. NCBI's taxonomy places the organism in Eukaryota, Viridiplantae, Streptophyta, Magnoliopsida, Fabales, Fabaceae.